AUGCAUCGACUUAGUACCUGGCUAACACUUCGUGAGAAACUGUGUGAUGAGUAUUGUGAGAGCGAGAUCGCCGCGAGUGAUCUCAAAGGUCGCCUUUGCAAAAACUUCAGAAAGUAUAUCGAAAGCCUUGGAAAAUGCGCCAAAGAUACCCGAAGCACGGUCAACAAGCAGUGCAAGGACAAGUGCAGGUGUUCCAAAGACGACGAUUGCGAUAUAAAUGACGUCUGCAAAGACCAUGCAUGCAAUCCAAAGGUCUGUCACAAUCAUCGUGAGUGUAACGGUCAAAUUUGCGAAUACAACAAGUGUACACCUUGCAAAUCAAACAGAAACUGUGAUUUUCGACCACAUCUUCAGUGUACCGACGGCAAAUGUCUUGCACACGUCGCUCUACCGCCAAAAUGUACCAAGAAUUCGGAUUGCAGGUCGGGCCUAGUUUGCAGAGACGGCGACUGUCGGCAAUGCCGUGCUGAUUCAGAAUGCCACAAGGACAUGAUCUGCAGCAACGACCACUGCAUGCCAAAACCGCCUACUUGCGGACAACCCGGCUUUGACUGGGCAGAGUGGCGCGGUCCUUUAUCCUGGAACAGCGUCAAAUCACCCCCUUUUACAGAGUAUGACCCGACCGUAUUCAAAUCUCAAAGGCCAGAGCACGGCGGUCGGACAAACACGCUGCUCAUUGACAACCCAGAGGAUCUCUACGGGCAGGCCAUAGACAUCAACCUUGCUUCUGUGAUACAUCAGGGAUUUCUCCUCGCCCCAGAGACAGGCAACUACACAUUCCUCUUUGGGCAAGCAGAUGAUAUUGUUCUGGUCUGGCUAGGCGAAAACGCUUUCCGUGGUUGGACUCGUGCAAACGCAGAUAUUGAGAGGACCUAUAUUCCGCCUCCCGGUGACGAGACACGUACGACAAGGCACCUGGAGCAGGGAACGUAUUACCCCAUUAGAGUUGCAUGGGGUGACAAGGGCGGAAACACAGCCAUGUCGGUCAGGAUCAUGGCCCCAAAUGGCACAGAAUUGACUGGCCAGAACGGUGGCUACUUUAGAACCGAAGCGUGUGAUGGUUCAUACGACAAGUUUCCUCCAUAUGGCCGGUCGUAG
Metarhizium brunneum ARSEF 3297 is the source of this 1098-nucleotide messenger RNA. Lineage: Eukaryota; Fungi; Ascomycota; Sordariomycetes; Hypocreales; Clavicipitaceae. The record is from RefSeq and is a predicted model, not a curated record.